AUGCAUCGUACGGGUACGACCAACGACGACCGUCCUCGUCACACAGGCCUUCUCGUGGGGUUCAAUCACGCGCGCCGAGGCCUAUCCCCCGCUCCCGUUUCGGCAGAUUCCGACUGUGAUCGACCGAGCGACACGGAGCCUGCGGCGCGUCCGUCGCUUUUCUCUCAGCCUCGCCCGCGCUCUGCACCAAGUGCAGACUCUGUGGACCUGAGUGGUCCGUUUGACACAGACUUCAGCCGUCGUUCCUCUCGGGGAGAUGUCCCUCGGCGAUGGUCUUCUCGCCAGAACGAGCGUGGACGGUCCCGGCGGGGCGACGCGAGCGAGGACGACGCAGGGUUCGCGGUCUCGGUGCGUACUCGGGUGAAUGCCGACGGCCAACGAGAAGCCCAGGUCGCCCUCCACCGAGAGAGCAAACGGAGUAGCGCAGCCUCUUACGCGAGUGAAGACGAAGCCGGAGAAAACUGCGCCGAGGCGGCUGAGCAGCAACUCCAGGCGCUCGACGCGCUUCUAGGCAACCUUGCGCGGGCUGUCGACGAAGUCGCGGAGGUCAAGAGGAAAGGCGCAGAUGCACUCAAAAAACACCAAGUCCAAGUCCAAAGAAUUCAACAGGAGAUCGACACAAACCUAUCGGCACUGGACUUGGAACUUCGCUGCAUUGCAGCGUCUUUGAAGCCGGCGUACCGAUCGUCUUUGCUGGCGCAAAGGCAACAGAAGCAACAACAGGCAGCCUCGCUCGGACGCGCGUACGAGAAUGCGCUUCUUUCUCUCACGACUGAAGAACUCCUCGCCUACGGAGCAGCUGCCGAUGAAGACGGCCAAGAGGUGUUAAGUGGCGAGCGCAUGAGGCAGAUGCUUGUUCAGACGGGCGAUGAAAUUCAAGAUAAAACGCAACACCUGGUAGGAGAGAUGGAAGAAAUGGGCGCCCAGAUGCUUACGAAAAUGGACGAACAGACCGAACAGCUUCAGAGGGCCAACGAGGAUUUAGACGACACACAUUACAACGUCGAUCGCGCGAAAAAAACGGCCAUUACGCUCGCCAAAAAUGCUGCGGGAGAUCGAUUUGUUCAGUGCCUGUGUCUGUUCAUUUUCCUCUUCCUUGUCAUCGCCAUUGUGCUCGUUUGCGUUCCACGGUAA
Messenger RNA from Neospora caninum, 1134 nucleotides. RefSeq lists its product as uncharacterized. Gene Ontology annotation, biological process: vesicle fusion. The record is from RefSeq and is a predicted model, not a curated record. Gene Ontology annotation, cellular component: late endosome membrane; SNARE complex; endoplasmic reticulum membrane. Gene Ontology annotation, molecular function: SNAP receptor activity; SNARE binding. The coding region runs from base 1 to 1134 and encodes 377 amino acids. Lineage: Eukaryota; Apicomplexa; Conoidasida; Eucoccidiorida; Sarcocystidae. The transcript is spliced from 3 exons.